This is a messenger RNA of Microdochium trichocladiopsis, 1585 nucleotides long. Its product is annotated as PIN domain-like protein. The record is from RefSeq and is a predicted model, not a curated record. Gene Ontology annotation, cellular component: cytoplasm; nucleus. Lineage: Eukaryota; Fungi; Ascomycota; Sordariomycetes; Xylariales; Microdochiaceae. The transcript is spliced from 2 exons. Gene Ontology annotation, molecular function: 5'-3' exonuclease activity; DNA binding; 5'-flap endonuclease activity. The coding region runs from base 166 to 1353 and encodes 395 amino acids.
UGACGUCUUCAUCCGUUGCGCAACCACCCGCGACACCACCGUCCAACCUGUGCACGGCAGGCAUCACGUCUCAAACCUCGACUUCCUCCAGCGGCGGGGCUCGUCAAUCUCCGGAUCAACCGACCGACCGACCAUUCUACCGAGACUCAUCAUAAGAAGCCCGCCAUGGGUAUCAAAAACUUGUUCCAGAUCAUCAAGGAGGAGGCGCCGGAUGCGAUCAAGGAGGGCGAGAUCAAGAAUCAGUUUGGCCGCAAGGUAGCCAUCGAUGCAUCCAUGAGCAUCUACAGUUUCAUGAUCGCCGUGCGUUCCGAUGGCCAGCAGCUGAUGAACGAGGAAGGUGCGACAACCUCUCACAUCAUGGGCAUGUUCUACCGCACACUACGGAUGGUGGAGAACGGCAUCAAGCCAAUCUACGUCUUUGAUGGCGCCCCGCCAAAGCUCAAGUCUGGUGAGCUGGCACGACGAUUCCAGCGCAAGGCAGAGGCCAACGAGUCCCUCGAGGAGGCUAAGGAGACCGGUACGGCCGAGGACGUGGAAAAAUUCUCCCGACGAACCGUUCGGGUGACCCGCGAACAUAACGAGGAAUGUCAACAACUACUCAAAUUGAUGGGCAUCCCCUACAUCAUUGCCCCGACCGAGGCUGAAGCGCAAUGUGCGGUGCUCGCGAGAGCAGGCAAGGUGUAUGCGGCAGCCAGUGAAGACAUGGACACCUUGUGCUUUGACAGCCCGAUCCUGUUGCGACACUUGACAUUCAGUGAGCAACGGAAAGAGCCCAUCCAAGAGAUUCACGUUCAGAAGGUCCUCGAGGGUUUGCAGAUGGAGCGUCCCCAGUUUGUUGAUUUGUGCAUCCUCCUCGGUUGUGACUACCUCGACCCGAUCCCCAAGAUUGGCCCCUCGACAGCCCUCAAACUCAUUCGUGAGCACAAGACCCUGGACGGUGUCGUCGACUUCAUCCGCAACGAUCCCAAGAAGAAAUACGAGAUUCCGGAAGACUGGCCCUACGAUGAUGCUCGUGCCCUCUUCUUUGAGCCCGACGUCCGGAAAGCCGACGACCCUCUAUGCGACUUCAAAUGGGAGAAGCCAGACGUGGAAGGACUUGUGAAGUUCCUCGUUAUUGACCGCAACUUCAAUGAGGACAGAGUCCGUGGUGUAGGCGCCCGACUGGAGAAGCACAUGAAGAGCUCACAGCAGGCCCGGUUGGAGGGUUUCUUCAAGGUGAUUCCCAAGACGGAUCAAGAGAAGGCUUCGCACAAGCGCAAAAUCGAGGAACAGAAUGAGGCCAAGAAGAAGAAGCUUAAGGAGGAGAAGAAGGAAAAGGCUAAACUCAAGGCGAAGCCUCGCGGAACAGCCUAGACUUGGAGAUCAACAAUCUGGUAUCCUGUUUUGGACGAAGCUUGACAGCCUGCUAAGAAGGCGCUCGAUCAGCAUAGACAGUUGGGAGGUGUCAUUGCAGGACAAAUUACGGCGUUAUUGGCGCGUUUGAGAAGGAGGCUCGAUACCAAAAAGGUCCGGGAGUCGUCCGGGAAAAGGGUACUUGUUUUGUGUUUAUCCAUAUCUACAGGAACGACAUCAUAUGUAACGAAAC